AUGAACUAUGAAUAUGGCGGAGAAAAAGGUGUGCAAAAUCCAAGUGGAGUCAUGACCAUCGUGUCAUUGGCUCCAGCCACAGAAAACAGCAUCUUGCUAUCAGAUUAUGAAGAGCUGUAUGAGAAAUAUCAAGGGCAGUUGAUGAAAUUUAAGGAUGAAGAAAUUCAGAUUAAUAGUGACUGUAUUCAACUUGAUGCCCAACUGAAGGAAGCUCUGGAACACGUUAAGGAAGAUAUUGCUAACCUAUGUCAGGAAAAGGAUUCUCUCCAGUACAAGCUCACUAAAAUUCAGGAAGUUGUUGAUGGAAAAAAAUCACAGUAUGAAGUAGCAAAAUCUGAGUUAGAAGUAUAUGUUCUUCCUGAAAGUACAGAAAAAGAGAAGUUGAAGCUUUUGAUUCAGAAUCUCGAGAAAAUGACUGAACGUCUCUUAAAAACAAAGGAGGAAAAACAACAAAUGCUGGAAAGAUUACCUGUUCUGGAAAAGGAUUUAAUGCUGGCCAAAGCUGAAAAGAAACAACUGGCACAUGAAGAGGAAAUAUGUUCAAAACAACUGCAUGUUAUUCGAAUGAAAUUACAUGAAGCUCGUCAAACAAUGAGAAAAUCAGUUUCAAGUAAUAAAGUUGUCGAAUAUUUGACGAACUGCAAGUUGGAGAAUAAGUUACCAGGUUUCUUUGGAAGAUUGGGAGACCUUGGUGCCAUAGACGAGAUGUACGAUGUGGCAGUUUCAACAGCCUGUGGUUAUUUAAACCACAUGGUAGUUGAUACAGUGAAAACAGCACAGGAAAGCAUAGAGCUGUUGCGUCAGUCAAACAUCGGCCAGGCAUCAUUCAUUGCUCUUGAAUACCAACAAAAGCCUGAGAAUGCACCACGGUUAAUUGACUUAAUCAAAUUAGCAGAUGAGAGAGUUCGUGUGGCAUUUUACUUUGCUCUACGUAACACACUUGUUGCAAAUGAUGUAGCACAAGCAACAAGAGUUGCUUUUUCUGGAGGAAAUCGUAACAGAGUAGUUACUUUACAAGGACACAUCAUUGAAGCUACAGGUGAAAUGACAGGUGGUGGCCAUACUGUGAAAAAAGGUCUAAUGAGUCAAAAAGUACCUGAAGCUCCAGUUACUCAGAAAACUGUGGGGGACCUUGGAAAAAAUAUGCAAGAAUGCCAGAUAAAACUUGAAGAGUUUACUAGGAAAAUUCAUGAGAUUGACAAAAAAAUGUGUUUCCUUACACCAGAGAUAAAUAAUAUGAAAACCAAAACACAAAAGUUGGAAACUGAAAUUAUGACACUUGAGAGAGAACACCCAAAACUCGAGCAUGAAGUAAAGAAUCAGGAAAAGAGAGUGUUAGAAGUUACAGGUGAUCCAGCAAAAGUUGCAGCUCUCACAUUGGUUAUGGGGAAAGCCAAAAAAGAUUAUGAUGAUGCAAUGCAAAAGGCCCAGGAAGUGAGUUCAGAGGUGAACCGCUUAAGUAAUGAAAUAGAGAAUAAGAUUAACAAUAGAGUUGGCUUAAUUAAGAAAAAUGUAGAAGAAAACAAAAAGAAACUAUCAAGCAAGUGCUAUGAAAUAACAAAAACAAAAGCUGAUAUUAAAAGAGCUGAAAGAUUUACAGAUGAAUUUGGUAUAGUUGCUCACCCACUUGUUCAGGGUGUCAUACCAAAAAUAGGACUACUGCAGCAACAGACAGAAAUUAAAGUAAACAUGAUUACCAGAUUUGGGAAUAUUAUGAAGAGUAACAAGAAAAUAGAAGAAAUUAACACAGAAAUAGUACACUUAGAAAAUGUGAUAAAUGUGUAUAAGAACCAGAAUAGUUACCUCCUGAACCUUGUAAAGGAUAUAAAUAGUGAGCUGAACAAAGUAACAAUUAACCACCAGUUGUUAAAGUUGACUGCUAUUGAAAUGAACAAAAAUGCCAUGAGUUUGUGUCAACAGUGGUGA
Schistocerca serialis cubense is the source of this 1926-nucleotide messenger RNA. RefSeq names its product structural maintenance of chromosomes protein 4-like. Gene Ontology annotation, cellular component: chromosome. Lineage: Eukaryota; Metazoa; Arthropoda; Insecta; Orthoptera; Acrididae. Gene Ontology annotation, molecular function: ATP binding; protein binding. Gene Ontology annotation, biological process: mitotic chromosome condensation. The coding region runs from base 1 to 1926 and encodes 641 amino acids. The transcript has 12 exons. The record is from RefSeq and is a predicted model, not a curated record.